GUUGCGGUUCGUCUGUGUGAUCAAGGGGUUUCUGUCCCCUUCCUCGCUGCCAAGCUGGAUUUCCUGCAGGUGAAACAUCUGAAGAGGAAGAGGAAGAGCAACUACAGUGUGAGAGAAACGCAGACACUCAUCAGGGAGAUCCACAAGAGGAGGGAUGUGCUGUUCUCCAGACAGCAGAACACAGCCAUUAAUGAGCUGAAGAGACAGGCAUGGGAGGAAGUGGCUCGAGGUGUCAAUUCACUGGGGGAGGGCGAGCUACGAACUGCUGCUGAGGUGAAACGACGUUACCUGGAUUGCCGCGCCCUGAUGAAAAGGAAGCAGCUUCAGGCAGAGCUCUGUCUCUCCUCCUCUUCAUCCUCAUCUCUGGCCCUGAAGACAGAGUACGAUCAGUCCUCCCCUGAGCACGAGGCAGCCUCUCUGGGGUCGGGGUGCGACCAGCUGCUGGACCUUUCUGGCUUCCCAAAGGACUGUCACUGCGACUGGCCGGAGCUGGUGGGUCUCAGCGAGCCGAGCGGUCAGGCCAUGAUGGCACCGCCGGACAUGAAGAUGGAGGACGAUGUCUGUGAAUACAGACUGGAUGGUGAUGGUGAUGUUGGAGAUGGAGAAGGAGAAAUAGAUGAAGAUGACAUUCCUUCCCUCCUCAGCGACAUUGAGUCACGUGGCGAGGGGCAUGUCGGCAAUGCAUAUUCCCACAAUGACUUAAGCAUGCUCAGCUCCUCCAAGGCCCCGACCUCCACCACCAACAGAGACCUGCCGCUGGCUGCCGGCCUGAUGGGGAUGCCACCUCAUGCUCUGGGAGGAUUCACCAGUCAUGAAAACAUGGGUGCAGGGUUCCUGGCUGCUGUUGAGAAGCAGCGACUGGAGCUGGAGAAACAACGCCUGGCCGUGGAAACAGAACGUCUGGGUGUGGAGAAGGAGCGGCUGGCGGUGGAGAAGGAACGACUUUGUCAGAAAGAGGUGGACCGGGAACGAGUGCAGCUGGAGAGAGAGAGGCUGCAGGUGGAGAGGGAGAGGCUGAGGCUUUUGCUCCUCAGCCAGUCAGAGCCUGCUGACUCCUCUUUUAACCUGCCGCCACAGCAAGGCCCGCCUUCGUCCUCCACGCCGUCCUUAUCCUGCGCUCAUGACGUACAGAGGGAAAGAGAGCGGGAGGGCAAAGGGUGGAGGACAGUCGUGGAUCUGGACAUGGAGAGGCUCAAACUGGAGAAGGAGAGAUUGCAGCUGGAGAAAGAGAGAUUGCAGUUCUUCAAAUUCGAGGCGGGCAGACUGCAGAUAGAGAGAGAACGCCUCCAGGUGGAGAAAGAGAGAAUGCAGCUGCACAAAGAUCACCAGAGCCACUGAGGAAAAGACUGAUGAGAGAGAAAGUGGAGAGUGAAACUGAAAAUACUGACAAUAACGCAGCAUUUGCAUCAGCGACAGCUCCUUAAUCAACCCUACACACAUAUAUCCUUAAAGAUUGUGUGAGCCGCUUUAACGAUUAUUGCCAUUUAGAAUUUGGCCGAGGAGAAGACAGAGAUAGAGGGCUGGUUUAUUUAUGACCAUCACAAUGAAGCAGUGCCUUAUGAUGUCUUCAUUAAAGGGGCGAUGGGACAGAAAAGAUGGAUUUGUUUGGCACAGGCAGCUGCUUAUGAGCUCAGCAUCUAACCCGAGGUUGAGCAGAUGUUCAGUGCCCCAUCCAAACACACUGAUGCACAAAAUGUGCAGUGUAGAACAUGGAAUGCUGGUUAUAUCAUUGCAACACAACAUUUCAAGCGUACAAAAUGUUUUAAAUGGUAUAUAAAAUAUGAAAGAAAGGGAUCAUAAUGAAAUGUAUCUACUGUAUGGGUGCUCAAACAUAAAAAUGAGAUCCCAGCACUGAUCUGUUACUUGUACAUAGAGAUUUUAAUGCUUUUUAUGUAUUUCUGUCAAGUUCUUGUGUUGAAGUAUAAUUUACAUGGAAAUAGUUGUGA
Paralichthys olivaceus (Japanese flounder) is the source of this 1946-nucleotide messenger RNA. RefSeq names its product Myb/SANT-like DNA-binding domain containing 4 with coiled-coils (gene msantd4). The record is from RefSeq and is a predicted model, not a curated record. NCBI's taxonomy places the organism in Eukaryota, Metazoa, Chordata, Actinopteri, Pleuronectiformes, Paralichthyidae.